CUGAAGUUAACAUUCUGCGGCGAGGGCAUGGCCGACGGGGCAGCCGUUGGCUUCGAGAAGAUCACCGCCCUCAUGGACAGCCUUCCGCCCACGACCGCCGCCGCCACCACCACGGGCGCGUCCACCGCUUCGUCCGGGCUCUCUUCAACUUCUGACUCAAGCACAAUUGUUACUCCGACUGUUUCAUCUUCAACGUUUACUACAAGUUCUACGCCCCGAACAUUUACCACGAGUUCUACUCUUUCAUCAGCAUUUACAUCCACUGCAACUCCUAGUUUUACUCCUCUAACACCUACUGGAAGUUCGUCUGCAACAUCUAGUCUCAGUUCUUCUCCAACACCUACACCGAGUUCUACUCCGCCAACAUCUAGUCUCAGUUCUUCUCCAACACUUACACCGAGUUCUACUCCGCCAACAUCUAGUCUCAGUUCUUCUCCAACACCUACACCGAGUUCUACUCCGCCAACAUCUAGUCUCAGUUCUUCUCCAACACCUACACCGAGUUCUACUAAUCCAACAUCUAGUCUCAGUUCUCCAACAUCUACUCUCAGUUCUUCUCCAAUAUCUACACCGAGUUCUUCUCCUCCAACAUCUACUUUCAGUUCUUCUCCAACAUCUACUCCCAGUUCUUCUCCAUCUACUCUCAAUUCUUCGCCAACAGCUACACCGAGUUCUACUCCUCCAACAUCUGCUCUCAGUUCUUUUCCAACAUCUACACCGAGUUCUACUAAUCCAACAUCUAGUCUCAGUUCUCCAACAUCUACUCUCAGUUCUUCUCCAACAUCUACUCUCAGUUCUCCAUCUACUCUCAGUUCUUCUCCAACACCUACACCGAGUUCUACUCCUCCAACAUCUACUCUCAGUUUUCCAACAUCUUCUUUGGGGUCUACUCCUUCUCCAGCAUCUAGUCUGAAUUCUACCCCUUCUCCAACCUCCACUUCCAGUUCUGCUCCUCCACUGACUCUUAGUUCUACUUUUUCUUCUAGUCCUCCUACAUUUACUCAAACUUCUUCAACAGGAAUGACAUACUCUUCUUUCUCGUCAACAUUUACCCCAACAUCUACAUCUUCCUCUUCUUCAAUAGCAACUUCUAGUCCUGUAGUGUCAGCGUCAGUUUCUUCUUCAACAUCCAUUCCCACAUUCACUGUUUCUUCCAACGGGUCUCCUAUCUCUCUCUCUCCGACAACGGCUCUUUCUACUUCAGCGACCCUUCCGCCUCGCACUUCCACUUCCACUUCAGCGACCGUUCCGCCUCGCACUUCCACUUCCACUUCAGCGACCCUUCCGCCUCGCACUUCCACUUCAGGGACCCUUCCGCCUAGCACUUCCACUUCCACUUCAGCGACCCUUCCGCCUAGCACUUCCACUCAGCACCCUUCCGCCUUCCACUUCCUCUUCAGCGACUUGCUUCCACUUCAGCGACCCUUCCGCCUCCGACCCUUCCGCCUAGCACUUCCACUUCCACUUCAGCGACCCUUCCGCCUAGCACUUCCACUUCAGGGACCCUUCCGCCUAGCACUUCCACUUCAGCGACCCUUCCGCCUAGCACUUCCACUUCAGCGACCCUUCCGCCUAGCACUUCCACUUCAGCGACCCUUCCGCCUAGCACUUCCACUUCAGGGACACUUCCGCCUACACUUCCACUUCCACUUCAGCGACCCUUCUAGCACUUCCACUUCAGCGACCCUUCCGCCUAGCACUUCCACUUCAGUGACCCUUCCGCCUAGCACUUCCACCUCAGCGACCCUUCCGCCUAGCACUUCCACUUCAGGGACCCUUCCGCCUAGCACUUCCACUUCCACUUCAGCGACCGUUCCGCCUAGCACUUCCACUUCAGGGACCCUUCCGCCUAGCACUUCCACUUCAGCGACCCUUCCGCCUAGCACUUCCACUUCAGCGAGCCUUCCGCCUAGCACUUCCACUUCCACUUCAGCGACCCUUCCGCCUAGCACUUCCACUUCAGCGACCCUUCCGCCUAGCACUUCCACUUCAGGGACCCUUCCGCCUAGCACUUCCACUUCAGCGACCCUUCCGCCUAGCACUUCCACUUCAGGACCCUUCCGCCUAGCACUUCCACUUCAGCGACCCUUUAGCACUUCAGCGACCCUUCCGCUAGCACUUCCACUUCCACUUCAGCGAGCCUAG
Molecule: messenger RNA, 2145 nt
Organism: Penaeus vannamei (Pacific white shrimp)
Lineage: Eukaryota; Metazoa; Arthropoda; Malacostraca; Decapoda; Penaeidae
Source: RefSeq, a predicted model, not a curated record